GCCGGAUGUGGAGGUUGAACCCCAGGAAGAGCAUGCAGAGUACAGUCGAACCACGGUUUUGCGGGUGACGAAAGCGGUCAGUUCUCUCCACCAUGGCAGACAGUUAAGGACAGAAAACCUUGUCAGCAAACGUAGUGCAUCGUACCACGCCCCGGACAGUAAUACUUCCAUGGGCACGUUGAACUGUUGCAUGGGAAGGCUUGAUUUGCUUUCAUCACGUACUCUGCUGCUCUCAUGCCACUCGGGAUGGCGAAGAAGGCGACCAGAGGCGACCUCAGCCGAGGUGAAGGGGGCCGUGCACGAGAGCGCUUGCGCUGGUACAGGAGGAGUUUGUGGUGCCUGACCCCACGACAGCCGAAACCCACCUACAACAAGCAGGGAGCACACCGAGAGUGAAUGUAGUAUAUAUGGGGAAGGCGAGCUUCUCAGGAUCUAAAUCAAGACAAGGUGUCUUGUAAGUCAGUCGUCAGUCAGUAAGGAAAAAUUUAAAGGCCUCCCCCACACCUGAGAUGUCCAGAAACAUCUGAGAACCUGCACAGGCAAUGUCCCAUUGCGUGAUGAAUUAGAGGUACAUUGUCCGAGGCUUUGAGCUUGCUGCUGCUUGCUGGUGCAAUCAGCAUUUCUGCUUCCCAUCCGAAGCAGAAGGUCAGGAGCACUAGUACGCGUACGAUGGUGUACGUGUGGUCCUCGUCGAGAGCAGCAGCAGGAGCAGCAGCACUUAUGGGAUCAGGAUCCAUAGGAAGGGUGGGCACCGGGAGCCGGAAGCAGGUGGUGCAGGUGCUACUGAGUCUGGUAGCACUGGCCUUCUGCUUCGCACAGGUAAGCGAUGCCCAUGAUUAUACCCCAACUACGUUUCUGAGAGCUCAGCUUGCGGGCGCUGGUCGGUCUCCGUGGCUUUCGUGUCAGACGAAUGCCACCAUAUGCAAAGAUAAGACGAAGAACCCCUACGGAGGUGAGACUUGCUGCGGCAAGAGGAUCUGCAGGGAUCUUCAGUACGAUGAAAUGAACUGCGGGCUCUGUAACAGGUACUGCGCUUACGGACUCUCUUGUUGCAGUGGUAAGUGCGUUAACAUCAAUGGGGAUGACAACAAGAAUUGUGGAAGGUGCGGAAAUGUGUGUCCCAAGAAGUACAAAUGCACCUUCGGUAUGUGUGGUUAUGCGGACGAUGAAGAUCAAGGAGAGGAGGAUCGUAAGAAGUAAGUAGCUAGUAAGUAGUGAGACAGGGCUGGCUGACUGCAUCCACCCUCUGGGCAUUUUCUGCGAGCACGAACACGGGAUCGAUCCAGGGCCUGAACCACAGAAUGGACAGGCAGCAAAUCCGGAUCCAAAGUUGGGCCUCGAAAUUAGAGGCACCAAUGGUUCAAAAAUUGGUCUGUGCUGCAGCUGCUUGCGUCAAGGAGGUCGGAUGCUAUCACAGGGAUGCUCGUCCCAGCAUUUAAUCACAAGAAGUAGGUAGAUUCAAAGCAGGAAGAAGCGUUGCGGGCAGGAACCUCGCCGACAAUGCUUGCGCUCGCCUGCUUAACAACGACCAGCAAGCGUAUGCCAUUGGUAGACUUCAGAAUCAAGUACCUUUGCUCUUGAACAGUGCUCUGGAGUCAAUCCCAAGUCUAGUUGAAUAUCAUUCAUUCAUUCAUCGAUGAUCUGAUUGGCUGAUACCAAUAAUUAGUUUGGAUCAUCUCUAGUCUAGAAAAUUGUGUGUCAUAUUUGUUCAAUUUAAUUUAAUUUGGAUCGAAGCUGUGAUAUUCAUGUGCAAAACUGUAUCCGCUUUGAAUCCAGGCCGCAAUUAAGAAUUCUGGCUGAGGACAUUAUCUCGCCUUGGUUCGAUGCAUAACUUCAUGGUUAGACAGAACUGCCAUUGUUUGCUACUGACAAUGAUAAAGCACAUCAGCAUGUACAAGCUUCAGGCAUAGUAAGAUCUAAAUCAUGUAUUGUAGCUGGGAUGCCCGCCGGAGAGACCAGCAUACUUAUAUAAAAUCUUUUUGAUCAAU
Messenger RNA from Marchantia polymorpha subsp. ruderalis, 1988 nucleotides. NCBI's taxonomy places the organism in Eukaryota, Viridiplantae, Streptophyta, Marchantiopsida, Marchantiales, Marchantiaceae. The record is from the annotation of a GenBank genome assembly.